GGCCAGGUGGACCUCGGGGCUGCGCUGCGGCUGGGACUGGGCGGCCACGGACCGGGUGGCCCUGGUGGCGCUGUGCUCCGGGCGCUCGCGGAGACAGGCUGAAAUGCGGCUGCUCCUGCUCCUGCCUCUGCUCUUGGCCUCCAAACCCGGGUCCUCGGUUCCCAAUGUGAGGCAGCAGAGUGACCGUUGGGGGCCCUGGGGCGAGUGGAGCCCCUGCAGUCGCACCUGCGGAGGAGGCAUCAGCUUCCGGGAGCGCCCCUGCUACUCCCACAGGAGAGAUGGUGGAGCCAGCUGCGUGGGCCCCUCCCGGAGCCACCGAACCUGCCGCACCGAGAGCUGUCCCGAGGGCGCGCGGGACUUCCGGGCCGAGCAGUGCGCGGAGUUGGAUGGCACCGAGUUCCAGGGCCGGCGAUACCGGUGGCUGCCCUACUAUGGCGCCCCAAACAAGUGCGAACUGAACUGCAUUCCCAAGGGGGAGAACUUCUACUACAGACACAGGGAGGCUGUGGUGGACGGGACGCCCUGUGAGCCUGGCAAGCGGGAUGUCUGUGUGGAUGGCAACUGCCGGAUUGUUGGCUGUGACCACAAGCUCGACUCGCCCAAGCAGGAGGACAAGUGUCUGCAGUGUGGGGGUGACGGCACGACCUGCUACCCUGUCACUGGCACCUUUGAUGCCAAUGACCUCAAUAGAGGCUACAACCAGAUCUUCAUAGUUCCCGCAGGGGCUACCAGCAUCCGAAUCGAGGAAGUCGCUGCCAGCAGGAAUUUCCUGGCCGUGAAAAAUGUCCGUGGUGAGUACUACCUCAAUGGGCACUGGACCAUCCAGGAGGCCCAGGCUCUGCCAGUGGCUAACACCAUCCUGCAAUACGAGCUGGGAGCUGAAGGGGACCUGGCCCCUGAGCGGCUCCAGGCCCGGGGCCCUACCUCAGAGCCCCUGGUCAUAGAGCUCAUCAGCCAGGAGCCCAACCCUGGGGUGUUUUAUGAGUACUACCUGCCCCUGAGUCUCAGCGGCCGCAGCCCUGGCUUCAGCUGGAGUCAUGGCUCCUGGAGUGACUGCAGCGCCCAGUGCGGUGGAGGUCACCAGUCCCGCCUGGUGUUCUGCACCAUUGACAAUGAGGCCUACCCUGACCACAUGUGCCAGCGCCAACCUCGGCCAGCUGAUCGCCGCCCCUGCAACCUUCACCCGUGCCCACAGACCAAGCGCUGGAAGGCUGGGCCAUGGACUCCCUGCUCGGCCUCCUGUGGGGGUGGAUCCCAGUCCCGCUCUGUCUACUGCAUCUCUUCUGAUGGGGCUGGCGGCCAGGAGGCUGCAGAAGAGACCGAGUGUGCUGGCCUACCCAGGAAACCCCCUACUACCCAGGCUUGCAACCUGCAGCGCUGUGCUACCUGGAGGGCAGAACCCUGGGGAGAGUGUUCUGUCACCUGCGGUGCCGGCAUCCGAAGGCGGAGUGUCACUUGCCGGGGUGACCAGGGAUCUUUGCUUCGUGCCACGGCGUGCUCCUUGAAGGACCAGCCACCCCUUACUGAGCCCUGUGUGCGUGAGGCCUGUGCCCUCCUCCGUGACCAGGCCUGGCAUGUUGGCACCUGGGGUCUAUGCUCCAAGAGCUGCAACUCAGGCACUCGGAGGCGACAGGUCGUCUGUGCCAUUGGGCCGCCCAGUCAUUGUGGGAGCCUGCAGCAGCCGAAGCCCAUGGAGGUGGAACCCUGUAACAGGCAGCCCUGCCAUCUUCCCCAGGAGGUCCCCAGUGUGCAGGACUCACAUGCCCAUCCCAGGGACCCCCAGAUGCCUUUGGGCCCUCGGGUAGCCCCUACCUCAGAUCCUAGACACCAGCAGUGGGCUGCUCAGGAGCGACCCUGGGUCCAGAGUAAAUCCAGGGGAAAACAGGGUCCCCACUUGUCAGCUCCAGGCCCGGCUCCCUCUCUGCAGCAAUCCCCACACUGGCAGCCCCCAAGGUCCGGCUCAGGGUCCCGAGACUGCAGAUACAGCCCCUACGGAUGCUGCCCCGAUGGCCACACGCUGUCUCUCGGGCCACAGUGGCAAGGUUGUCCUGGGGCUGGGGCCUCAUGUCAGCAGAGCAGGUAUGGAUGCUGUCCUGACGGGGUAUCUGUGGCUGAGGGACCUCAGCAGGCUGGCUGUGCCAGGUCUUAUGGUGGUGACAACCCUGGGAGCAGGCCAGGGUCCAGGGCAGUGGUUUCCACGGCCCCCAAGGCCCACCAGCACCAGGCCCAGGAGAGUGAGCCCAGUGAGUGCCGGGGCUCCCGGUUUGGCUGUUGCUAUGACAACAUCGCCUCUGCAGCUGGCCCUCUUGGAGAAGGUUGUCUGGGUCAGCCUAGCUAUCCCUACCCUGUGCGAUGCCUGCUGCCCAGCGCCCAUGGGUCCUGUGCAGACUGGGCCGCCCGCUGGUACUUCGUCGCCUCCGUGGGCCGGUGCAACCGUUUCUGGUUUGGUGGUUGCUAUGGCAAUGCCAAUAAUUUCGCCUCGGAGCAGGAGUGCAUGAGCAGCUGCCAGGCCCAGCACGGGCCCCACCAUCCGACUGGGGCCUCUGGCCGGAGAGCGCACACAAAUGGUGACAGCAGCCGUCUUGGAGGCCAACAGGAGCCUGGGCACAGGACAGGGGCCACAGCCCCGAGACAGCCCUCGCCUUCUGGUGGUCCCUGGCGGGGAGAAAAAAAGCCUGGCCCAGGAGAGGCGCCCCACACUCGGACGUUUGCAGAACGGCCUGGGGGCCAGGAGCUUGGGUCCAGAGCCCCCGGACAGGGCGGAGAUGCUGGACGGCCAGUGCCACCCUCCUACAGCCCCUCCUACAGGAACAGCUUGGCAGACUUGGAGCCCUCCCUGGUGCAGGCAACUCUGGGGCAGUUGGUGCAGCUUUUCUGCCCUGGUGACACCUCCCCGGAACCCCAGGCUAGGUGGCAGAAAGAUGGCCGACCCAUCUCCUCUGACAGGCACCAGCUGCAGUCUGAUGGCUCCCUGGUCAUCGGCCCCCUGAGGGCAGAGGACGCUGGCACCUACAGCUGUGGCAGCCGCAGGCCAGGCCAUGACCCCCAGAAAAUCCAGCUUCGGAUCAGGGGGGAUGACAUGGCGGUGCUGUCUGAGACCGAGCUGAGGUACUUCCCUCACACCAGGGACCCUUCCCAGGGUCACCGUCCUCCAGACUCCAGUCUAGGGGCAGAUGCUGGGGGCCGGAGGAUCAUCUCCUCCUCACAGCCACGGCCUGCAACCCGGCUGCGUCUGGACCGGACCCAGCCCAGGGUGGUGGACACCAGUCCAGGCCAGCAGAUCCUGUUGACCUGCCGUGCUGAAGGCUUCCCGCCCCCAGCCAUUGAAUGGCAGAGAGAUGGGCAGUCCAUCUCGUCCCCCAGACACCAGGUGCAGCCUGAUGGCUCUCUGCUCAUCAGCCAAGUAACUGUGGAAGAUGGAGGCUUCUACGCCUGUGUUGCUUUCAAUGGUCAGGACCGAGACCAGCUUUGGGUUCAGCUCAGAGUUCUGGGGGAGCUGACAAUCACAGGCAUGCCCCCUACUGUGACAGUGCCAGAGGGUGACACAGCCAGGCUGCUGUGUGUGGUGGCAGGAGAAGGCGUGAACAUCCGAUGGUCCAGGAAUGGGCUGCCAGUGCAGGCUGAUGGUCACCGUGUACACCAGUCCCCAGAUGGCACGCUGCUGAUCCAUAACUUGCGGGCCAGGGAUGAGGGUGCUUACACGUGCAGCGCCUACCGUGGAAGCCAGGCAGUCAGCCGCAGCACCAAGGUCAAGGUGGCCCCGCCAGCACCAGCCGCCCAGCCCAGGGACCUGGGCAGGGAGUGCAUCGACCAGCCGGAGCUGGCCAACUGUGACUUGAUCCUGCAGGCCCAGCUCUGUGGCAAUGAGUAUUAUUCCAGCUUCUGCUGUGCCAGCUGUUCCCGCUUCCAGCCACAUGCUCAGCCUGUCUGGCAGCAGGGAUGAAGGCUAGCUUGGGCCCCAGCCCUGAAUAGUUCUCUGAGAAGGGAAAGGAAACUUGGCCUCCUCUCUCUGGCCCUUUCAAAAACUCACCCAGUGCCAGCUUCUCCCUGUGGUCCUCAGCAGGGACCACAGGCUGCUGCUGAGCUGUCAAGAAGAGGAAUCUAAGGACAAGCUUUCCUUUAUCAUUUCUGUUUCUGCUGUAGGUUGAGGAUCCCUUAUUUGAAAUGCUCUGGAUUAGAAAUGUUUCUGAUUUUGGAAUAUUUUGUAUACUUUACCAUUUGAGCAUCCAUAAUCCAAAAAUCUGAAAUGUUCUGAAAUCUGAAGUACUUGAGUGCUCUGUCAACAUUCAAAAAUGUCUGGGUUUUGGAGCAUUUUGGAUUUUAGGCUAGAGAUGUUCGACCUAUACAAAGGAUCUGUUCAGUGCAUUUUUAAAGCAAACAUUCAGGGUUCUCUUUAAAACAGUUUUAAAGUACUCUGUGUGUGUGUGUGUGUGUGUAAUGAUUUCAAAAUUAUUGCCCACUUCCUUAGGGGAAUGCCACCUUCUGCUGUGUUGGGAACUUUUGCUAGAACCAAACGUCACAUGGGGUCACAUGGUGGUCCACCACUCUAGUUACUCAUCUUUCUAGGUAGUGCCACAGUCAGCUUCAAAUCCUGUCAGUGCAUGGAGCUGACAGUAUAAUGCUUGUGAAAGCUGUCAGCAAGUAGAAUGAAAUGUAAGGCCUCAGUAUCGAGAUCAGGAAUGAAAAAGCCAUUUAGCAUUGUUAUCUGAGCAUGAAAGAACUGGAAACACUCCUUACUUCAUUGGGAAGCUCAAGCCCUCUAAGGCUGACAUGCAAAGCUGGGUGUGAAAGGUUAUGUGUCUCCUUUGUAAAGCUGACUGGCCUGCUCUGUGCAAUGACAAGGAGCUUCUCUCUUCCUAGGCAGGAAUCUGUGAAGCAGAAUAUUUGCUGUCAAAGAAAAACCAGAGUAUUGUUAAAAACAGCAUUAGCAGAGCUGGUGGAGUGGCUCAAGUGGUAAAGCGCCUGCCUAGCAAACGUGGGGCCCUAGUUCAAACUCCAGUACCAUCAGAACAAUAAAAAACCCAGCAUUAGUAAGAGGAGCCAUGGUGGUGGGGGGGAGACACAGUAAUAGGGAAGUAGCUUCAGAAAUAGUUGGAGUUGGAAGAAGUCAUCCUUUUCCUUUUAAAACCUCUCGUUCAUCAAUACUGAAACAAGCCUGGAGUCAAUGAGCUGCCAGGUCACUUUCCAGUUUGCCUUCCUACUUUGCUAGACACAGGAAAGACAGGUAACACAGGGACCAAAGCUCCGAAAGGUGACUCUGACUACCCACACACUGGCUGGAAACAGAUCAACUGUGUCAUGGGCAACUGAUGCUUCUCAGUCUACCUCUCAUUCAACAAGGGAAACAGAGGCAGAGGUCUUUUUCAUUCCCCUUAAAAAUACUGAGAAACAUUCUUUUCAUUUAUCACAGCAGGUUUUGCUGUAGAAAUAGGAGAGUAAGGGCCACUUUCUUGGAUUCUCCCAUUUAAUGAAACCAGAAUUUGGCCUGUUGAUACACAUACUUCAAAGUUAUGUCUGAUAUUAGCUUGCUCUCAGCAGCUAGUCUCUUAAAACUACUCAGAAUAGAGUUAAACCCACUCCAGACCAGUGAUUCUCAUUCCUAUUUCCAUAUUGGGAACUUAAAAAAAGUAAAAACCAAAACAACCUGUGGUUACUCCCCCCACCCCCAAAUUUAAUUGAUCUUGUGUAUAGUCUGGGCAUUAGGGUGGUUUUUGUUUUUUUGUUGCUAGUGGACAUUGUGUGUGCUGCACACACACUCUUACCACUGAGCUACAGUCCCAGCCUUGGGUUUUAGCUUAUUACUAUUUUUUUUUGGAGGUACAGGGGUUUGAACUCAGGGCUUCAUGCUUGCCAGGUAAGCAUUCUGCCAGCCCCAGUCCUGGGUUUUAGGAUUUUAAAAGCUCUCCAGGUGAUGCACAGCCAAUGUUGAGAAGCACUGCUCCAGCACGAGGUGGGACUGAGAUUCUGUCUUUCUAAUCAGAUCAACCAGUACUUAAAAUAUGAAUUUAAGGAUAUACUAGUCCUGCCAGGUGCUGGUGGCUCACACUA
Castor canadensis (American beaver) is the source of this 6048-nucleotide messenger RNA. RefSeq names its product papilin, proteoglycan like sulfated glycoprotein (gene Papln). Gene Ontology annotation, molecular function: metalloendopeptidase activity; serine-type endopeptidase inhibitor activity. Gene Ontology annotation, biological process: extracellular matrix organization; proteolysis. Gene Ontology annotation, cellular component: extracellular matrix. The record is from RefSeq and is a predicted model, not a curated record. NCBI's taxonomy places the organism in Eukaryota, Metazoa, Chordata, Mammalia, Rodentia, Castoridae.